ACGAUCUGAUGUCCACGGAAGCACACGAUUGUCCCGUGCCCUGGCGACCCAACAAGGACCAAUUGUACUUGCUGUCAGCCCGGAAAAUGUCAUUGUGCACCGAGAUACGGCGAUAAAUGUGUUGACUGCCAUCAAAUGUGGAUGUGUUUCGACAUUCUACCAGAAUAUUUUUUGUACUCUUACCUGGCUGAGGAAAAUGGCGGCGGUUUUUGGGCGUGUAAUAACACAGGAAAUCCCCAUGAUUGGCGGCCAUUUGUAUCUUGCGUCUUUUUUGGAGAAAACUCUCAGGAAUUAAAGCCUCUUCCAAGCACAGUUGCCACGAUUCUUGGACAGGAUAUGACGUCAGAAAAUCUGUAUGGAGUCAGUAAUAACGGACUAGGUUAUGUUUAUAGCCGGAAUGGUGGCAACGAUUGGAUAUCGAUACCGAGCAGCGUCUACAUCCGGGCAUCAAACCUACCGGACUUCCGAAUGGCGACAUUCGGAUGAUCAAUAUAUCGUUUGAUAAGGCCGCAAUUAAAAAAAACUGAUGAUGAUUGAGUUUCAUGCAAAUAAAUAAUUUUGUGUAUUUAUGUAAAUUGAUAAUCACAAUAAAGAUAAAAUUUUAUCGAAAAAAUAAAUUUCAGUAGAUGUUGAUAUAAUGUAGUUGCUGCAACACUGUCUCCGUUUUAAUGAAUUCAGGAAUCUAAAUAUAAUUGACAUGACUGUAUUCUCGUGUCACUUACUCUUUAGCAUGAUCAGCAAACGAUACCGUGAUUUUAUAAUACCAGCAAAAUUACACCAUUAUAUUGAAAUCAAAGACAGCCAAAUAUUAACAGCAGCAGCCAAAAGCAACAACAACAACAACAAAAAACAAACAAAAAACAAAAACAAGAAACAAAAGCAAAAACAAACAAAAAGAAUUAAUACUGAAUACAGAUAUAAAGGCUGU
Molecule: messenger RNA, 928 nt
Organism: Pecten maximus
Lineage: Eukaryota; Metazoa; Mollusca; Bivalvia; Pectinida; Pectinidae
Exons: 4
Coding region: 136-486 (116 amino acids)
Source: RefSeq, a predicted model, not a curated record